UGUCAACAUGCUUCUAACCUUCCUGGGCAUUCAAAGCCGUUUACGUAUGAAUAAUUGAUAAACGGGAAGAAUUAUUUGUCCAGAAAUGAAUUCUGAUUGUUAAAAAUAGUUUUGUGACGUGAUAAGUGACGUUGUGUGCUCAUCAUGAUGUCCUAUUUUUAUGGGACUCCAGUCAACACUUUGGAACCGGGUAAUAGUGCCAAAAGUGACAGGAAGAAGCACAGACGUAGAGUUCUCAUGAAUGAGUACGAUUUGGAGCCAGUUCAUGGGGGUCGUCAUCGACGAAGACAUUCGUCGAAGAGUCGAUGCCCAUUAAAAUCUAAAGGAGGUGCGAAAUUAAUCAGUGAUAAUGAGAAAAUGAUUGCUAAAUUGCAAUCCACUCCAGAGUCUGGUUUCAUGGAAGAACUAAGUGAGAAAGAUCACCAGCUUUCGAAAUACAAGACCAAAUGUUCGAAACUUGAAAAAUCAUUCCAAUCAAUUGAGCAUGAGAAUUCAGAUCUCCGAGACGCGCUAGCCAAAAACGAGAAGAAAUACAAUGAACUCCACUCCCACUACGAAAGCCUGAUAAAGCACGUCCAGUCCUUAGAACAGGAGAAAGUGACCUUGGUGAACGGCUACAAGAAGUUGAAGUCAGAAAACAGUCAGAUGGCUGAAGAUAUUUCACUGCUGAAGGUCUUGAUCUACAAAUUGAAUGUGGAAUUGGAGAGAUAUCAGGACAAAUUGCGAAGUAUUCAGUCUCAGGAUGAGUCUAGGAGCUCGAGAGGAGAGGAGAGUGAUCCAGGGUCAGAGGGCAGAAGAGUUUCUGAGUCGUGGGGUAGAGUGGACACUCAUGUUCUUGCACCUCUUCUGGACGCCUAUCAGGAGAAUUUGAAGGAGAAGGAAGAGUUGGUUGGAGAGUACAAGCUCAAACUGGAUGAGUUCAGUGGAAGGUGUAAGGAAAUUGUUGAGGAGAAUGAUAUUUUGAGGAAGGAAAUUGAACAUUCCAAGUCAGAGAUAAGCGAUAUGGCAUCGAACAUGAAGACCAUCGAGAAAGAUGCUUCCAUAAUAAAAGAGGAGAACGAAAUCCUGACAAAGCAAGCUUCCCUUCAGAAGCAGAAGCUCCACGAGAUCCACUCGAUAUACGAAAAAAAAGUUGAAUCAAUGUCACAGGACAACAAUCAACUGCAUGCAACCUACAUAGCUUGCAAAACCGAGCUGAGUAAUGUUCAGGGUAAAUACGAGAUACUGAACGAAGCCUUCGAGAAGUUGAAGAAAAACUCUGAGAGGACAAUGCCAGUAUCUGUCCACACCGAGGCGAUCGAGGAAUGCAGAAGGUUGCUCGAGGAAUUAAAGAGUCAGUAUGAGGGAGAGAAGAGAAAACUGCUGGGACAGUUGAAGAAAUUCGAGGAGACUAAUCCGGAGAAUGAGAAAAUGUUGGCUAUAAUCACAGCUGAGAGAGAUCAGCUCAAAGUUUUAGUAAAGAAUCUCGAGAAGACUUUGAAACGAAUUCAGCACAAAUUGGAGUGCAUGCAGGGUUCUGUGUGCUCGUUGCAAGUGUCCAGAGACUCUUUCAAGAGACAGUUAGCUAAAACUACAGCUUAUUGCGAUGAAUUAGUCAAGGAGCAGGAGAAAUUACUGUCGGAGAGAACUGAGCUCUUGUAUCUCUUGGAAGAGAGAGAAAAAGAGAACAAAAAUAUACAGAUGAUGGGGGACACCAUUGCCCAGCGAAUGUCUACUUUGAAGAGCCAAUUAAAGAAUGUUCAGAUAGGGGCGAAGGAGCAGCUGGACACUGUGGAGAAGCAGAUGAAGUGUCAAGAGAUGGGAGUGGGAAAGAUUAAAGCCGAUUAUCACCAUGAGCUGCACAGGCUCAAGCAGCUACUGAAACAAAAGGAGGACGUCAUUGGAAAAUUACAGCGUGAGAAAUUCGCAACUAAAGAUAAUUUAGAACUGGUGUGGAAGACAGCCACCAGUGAGGAUAAAAUAGUUAAGGAUGCUUUGAGGAAUACGAAAAACCAGAAGCUUUAAUUAUAGUAGUCAAAUAGUCAUCAACUGUUGCUCUCUUUUUUUUUUAAAUAAAUGUUUGGGAGGUUUGAUUUUUUAUUUCAUAGGAUGUAAGAGAUUUUUGGUUUUAUCUAUUAGGUAUAGUGAGUAGUCAUGUAAAAAAUGUACGAUAAUUUCUAGUCACGCGAAUAAAGUUUCUACUGAUGGA
Molecule: messenger RNA, 2188 nt
Organism: Diachasmimorpha longicaudata
Lineage: Eukaryota; Metazoa; Arthropoda; Insecta; Hymenoptera; Braconidae
Gene: Cep89
Product: Centrosomal protein 89kDa
Exons: 6
Coding region: 145-2004 (619 amino acids)
Biological process (GO): cilium assembly; mitochondrion organization; chemical synaptic transmission
Cellular component (GO): ciliary transition fiber; centriole
Source: RefSeq, a predicted model, not a curated record